AUGGGUAUUUUUGGACUAACUACAUAUAUAAACGAUAAUUCAGAACUUUAUUUGAAAUGUUACAACUUACAUGAUACGUAUUUAAUAAUUGAUGGAAACAACAUCGCUUAUCAAAUAUAUACAUUUUAUGCCAAAUGUAAUUGUGUAUUUGGUGGUGAUUACAGUGAUUAUUCAGAAUGUGUGACAAAAUUCUUUGACAAUUUAUUAAAAUGUAAUAUUACACCUUUAAUUAUAUUUGAUGGUUUAACUGAAUCAAAGAAAUUAAAAUCGUGUAUUAAUUGUUGCAAACGAAAGAUAAAGAAUGCAUUACAAUUUGACGUACAUAGUCAAAGAAACAUGAAGCAUUAUCCUUUAUUUGUACACCGUAUUUUUAUGUCUAUAAUAAAAGAAAAAAAUAUAUGUCAUGUACAGGAUCUAAUGGAAGCUGAUGCUAGUAUAGCUACAUUGGCAAAGACCUUAAAUUGUCCAGUUCUCAGCAUUGAUUCAGAUUUUUAUAUAUUUGAUAUAUCAUACAUACCAUUUAAUACAUUGGACAUUAAUAUAAUUAAAAGUUCUACUGGACAUAAUUAUAUAAAAUGUAAAAUAUAUAAACUUAAAUACUUAGUACAAUGUUUUGAUGGAUUACAUAAAUCAGUAAUACCAUUAUUUGCAACACUGUUGGGCAAUGAUUAUGUGGAUUGUAAUGUAUUUAAGCAUUUCUUUCAUCAGCUAGGAUUAGUAAGAGUAUCAAGAACACAGCGUAUAGAAAGAAUUUUGGUUUGGUUAUGUCAUUUUAAUUUAAAUAAUGCUAUCACUAAUAUCUUACAUAAAUUAACCAUAUCUAUUCGCCAGACAAUAUUAAAUUUAAUAGUAGCCAAUAUAAAUCAUUAUAAUAAUCUACCUACUAGAAUACUUAAAGCUUUCAACUUCCCAAAUGAUUAUAUUAUUCAAAUAAGCACAUAUCAUUUGAAGAGAAGACUUGAAUUUAAUGAAGAUAUUAAAACAUUGAUAUGCAUGCAAUGCGAUGAUGAAAAAGAAGUAGUAGUAGAAAAAGAUGAAAAUAUAAAUGUGAUUAAUAAUUUACCUCAAUGGUUUUUGAAGAAAUAUCAGACAGCUAUGAUACCAAGUUAUUUUAUGGAUUUAAUUGUUCAUCAUUUCUAUAUUCCUUAUGCACAGAUAGAAGAUUAUUUUCAUACACCUAUUAUUCAAUGUAGUCUAGAAAUUCUUCAAAUUAUAUUUGGAUUUUUGAAAUCACUAAUGAAUAGUGAAAUAUGUUAUAUGAGCUACAUAAAGAGAUGUAAUUUCAAACACAAUAUUUCAACAGUGAAGUUGAAGUACAUAGAUACCAUAAAAUAUGGUUUAGAGAAUACAAGUGUUUAUAAACUUAAUUCUUUAGCUAGUCUUGAAGAAACUCCAUUAGUUAUAAAAAUGAUAAUUUUUGAUUAUAUUGUGGGCAUCACAGAUAUUAAUUUUAUAAAUGAACUUCCACAAGAAUGGAUAGUCUAUGUUGCAUGUAUUAAUUAUUGGAUACAGAAACAGAAGAAUCCUGUAUCUCAUAGAUGUUAUCUAUAUUCUUUGUUUAUUUGUAUGCUGUUUAAUAUAAUAGAUUCUAAAAUUGGGAAAUACAGAUUUAUGAAUACUUUUCUCAGUAAAUAUCAGAAGACAAUUGAAACUAUAUCUGAGAAAAGAAAAAAGAAUUAUCAUAAGUUGUGCAAUGUUAUGAUAAAUAACACAAUCAUUAAAGAUUUUAAUGAAAUUGAUUAUGAUGAUUGUCUACUGGCAGCACCAUUUUUUAUUUCUAACUUUAAAAUGGAUCAGAAAUUACUUACAAAUCCAAAAAUGUUUGACAGAGGUAUAGUGCAUACAUUUUCAGAAUUUCAGUGUUGUUUAAUACAUAUGAUGGAUUUGAAUGAAUUAUUAGGCUGCCCUUAUCUACAAACCAAAAUUGAAAAUGUAUUUCAUGGUACUUUAUUAUACAAUCUGUGUAGUAAUUUUAAAACACGCUCUAACAUUGACGAAUAUAUCAAUAUCACUUUUCAUAUGUCUCCCAGCCUUUUGAAAUUAUUUAAUAUACUUUUAUUCAAAACUAAAUCAAGGUUUCCCUCUAUAUUUCAAGAUUAG
Molecule: messenger RNA, 2100 nt
Organism: Eufriesea mexicana
Lineage: Eukaryota; Metazoa; Arthropoda; Insecta; Hymenoptera; Apidae
Gene: ast
Product: single-strand DNA endonuclease protein asteroid
Exons: 1
Coding region: 1-2100 (699 amino acids)
Source: RefSeq, a predicted model, not a curated record